AUGGCGCCAGUAACUUUGAAAACGGUCGACGACGACCUCAAAGAUGUGAUCCAGCACCUAUUCGAAAUCCAAUCUGCCGUCCACGGCUAUCUGGGCCCAGAGACACAGCAGGAGCUUGUGCGAAAAAUCAAAAACCUAACUGUCGCCCUCUCGACGCUUUCAACACACACCCAACUCCCACCAACACAAGAAAACCAAUCAGACACCAAUACCGACCCCUCCAACCCCACCCUCGCCAGCAUCCAGCUCCCACCAGAGAUAAUCGACUACGUCGACUCCGCGCGCAACCCUGACAUCUACACGCGCGAGUUCGUCGAGCUCGUCCAGCGUGGUAAUCAGGACCUGCGCGGGAAGCGCGAAGCUUUUGCGAGCUUCCGCGACGUGCUGGCUCGCGAGAUGCGCAGCGCUAUGCCUGAGUGUCGCGGAGAGGUUGAUCGGGUGGUUGCUACGACGGGUGGGGCUGUUGAUGGGCCUGAUGGUGUUGCUGGGGCUGGGGCUACAUCUACACUCGGGGGUGGGAAUUGA
Molecule: messenger RNA, 525 nt
Organism: Penicillium coprophilum
Lineage: Eukaryota; Fungi; Ascomycota; Eurotiomycetes; Eurotiales; Aspergillaceae
Gene: nut2
Product: mediator complex subunit NUT2
Exons: 3
Coding region: 1-525 (174 amino acids)
Biological process (GO): regulation of transcription by RNA polymerase II
Cellular component (GO): mediator complex
Molecular function (GO): transcription coregulator activity
Source: RefSeq, a predicted model, not a curated record